UCUAAUUACCGAUACAAAGGUUCCUGUCCUGUCACUUUUUUGUAACAUUCGUCUUGCUCUCUUGAUCAGGUUGCAGCCCAAUCUGGGUUUCUUGGCUUGCGCGGGCAGCCGUGUUUUCCAGGUUUUUGGUCGUUCUCAAGUGAUACUCCCUCUUUGGAGAUACUUUUGUCGGAACAUACAUCUCCCUUUCCAAAUUUAAACUUGAACAAAAUUACAAUCAAAGCUCCGCCAGACUCAAAACAUGUCAGACGAUGAGGCCGAUCCCGAACUCGUCGAACUGCUUCGGCAGCAUAUUCAAGGGCGACUCAGGGUGAGCGAUGAGCCUGAGACUGGUGUACUCCAAGAUGCUGAGUAUGUCUACGACAACUCGAUCGACGUCGCCGUGGAUAUGCGUUCGACCAAGAACGCCGCUACUGCCAUCUACGAUGCGAUGCAGAAAAAAUCAUAUUCCACCGCCACUUGGAGUGAGCAUGAAUUGCAUCCAAAGCCUGAUGGCGGUGAGGCCACUGUCGCUUUCAUCUUUACCAUGGACCUGCUCAACUUCAGCUUUUGGUCUGAACUGCCGGAUGAUAAGCGCUUUGCCAUCGAUUACCGCGGGAAGAAGUGGACAGGCUACUGGAGCUUGGUGGCUGCUCUGCAGAGGGCAUUGGAAGAGGGGAUUCCCAUCACGAGUUCCGAUUUCUGGCAAAGCGAGGAUGAAUGUGAUCUGGAGGUUCUAAAGCAAGUUUUUCGCUCCGCCACAGACGAGGAGAUGCCGUUGCUCGCUGAGCGUCUCUCUUGUCUACGUGAAGCAGGCCAGGUCCUCUACGAAAAAUACUCGUGCAGUGCAGCAAAUAUCAUCAAAGCGGCCGAUGGCUCGGCGGCUCGAUUUGUCAACAUCCUGGCUCGAGACUUUUCCUGUUUCCGUGAUGAGCACAAGUUACCGGGCGGUCGCCGGAAACCCGUUCGUAUCCUCAAGCGCGCUCAGAUCUUAGCCGCAGACCUCUGGGCUUGUUUUCAGGGCGAAGGCCCAUACGGCAGCUUCCGAGACAUUGACAAGAUUACCAUGUUUGCCGAUUAUCGUGUCCCGCAGAUUCUAUGCAGUCUGGGAUGCAUUGGUUACAGUCCUCCUUUGGACGUCGCUAUUAAGGAGAAGCGACUGUUGGAAGUUGGCGGUGUUUGGGAGAUGCAGUUGAGAGCCUGCAGUAUCUGGUGUGUAGAACUAUUGCGGAGAGAAAUCCAGCGGACGCACCCAGAUGCCAAGGUCAACGCUAUAUUGAUCGAUUUCUUCUUGUACGAUACUAUGAAGGAGAAAGAGGCUUCCGGUCAGGAGACGGUACCACACCACAGGACGAGGAGCAUCUGGUAUUGAGACCAUAAGCAUUAUCAUUUCGUUUCUGUAGCACCGAGCUACAUGGAUACGGGAAUCUAAAACGUUCCCUAGUCAAUACCAUCUCAUGAACAAGUAACUUUACAAUUCCAAAAGCAAUUCCUUCGCCAAACGCCCGCCAAACUGGAAACUCCAAGCUGUCAACCAAAGCCAAAGAUGGGACAACGGAGCCUCCUCACGAACUGCCGACUCCUAUUGCUGUUGAGUUCAUGAUCUCAUCAAUGUAUGCUCUCUGGCUGCUCUCGUCUACACCAGCAGCUUCCUGGUGUACUAGAACAGCAAGCGCCUCAAUCGGAGGGUUCAGUCCCAGACGCUGGGCGCGCAUCCACCUCCUCUUGCGCGAACUACCAAUGCAUGGUCCAUACUGUGAGCUAACGUCAAAGUAUCUCAGCACUUUCUCGCCAACUUCAAGGUCCUCUUGAUGUACUCUUGGUGCCAGUCUCUGUGCCUCUACUCCACUCCAAUACUUCUUGAUUUGUGCAUUUGUGAUCUUCUCGGCUCUGAUCUCUGCUUCUGAUUUCUCCUUGACGACCUCGACUGGGGCCGGGAUUUCAAAAUCCUCCUGCUGGAACUGGAUCUCAGGCUCUGGGUCUACUUUCUUCUCCGAAGGUAGUUCCUUCACCAGCGGUGUGGAAAUAAGCUGCUUCUUCCCAGCCGGUGCGACAGGCUUUGUCACGCGGUGCGUAAAACUGAGCUUUGAUUGCUUGCCAACUGCACCCUGGGCACUGGCGGACCUCCGUGUGGUGGGCAUUGUAGGUAAAGUGGCGAUAGUGGAGAUUGAGUUUAAGAUAUCGACGGCAGGCAGGUCUGGUCCGCGGGGUCAAGGUUGUGUUGACGUGCAGGAAGGACAAGGAUGGCAAUAAGACCAAUUGUAAAAGCAAGUUGUAUGUCGAUAUGUUCUUUUCGCACGGAAGUUAUUCUUUUGUAGAAUGGAGUUGAUAUUUAGAACAAUCCUCCCUAGGUGAGUGGUGUUUGAUGUUUGUGGCUUUCGAUACUUUGAUUGUUUGCACAAUCGUUCUUAGUGAUCGAUAAUGAAUGACGUCCUUUGGUGGAUCAGGCAGGCAUCAUUU
Messenger RNA from Pyricularia grisea, 2439 nucleotides. RefSeq lists its product as uncharacterized. The transcript has 6 exons. The record is from RefSeq and is a predicted model, not a curated record. Lineage: Eukaryota; Fungi; Ascomycota; Sordariomycetes; Magnaporthales; Pyriculariaceae. The coding region runs from base 242 to 1351 and encodes 369 amino acids.